Molecule: messenger RNA, 255 nt
Organism: Racocetra persica
Lineage: Eukaryota; Fungi; Glomeromycota; Glomeromycetes; Diversisporales; Gigasporaceae
Source: the annotation of a GenBank genome assembly
AAAAAGAUGUUACUCAAAGACCUUAAUUUUGUACUUGAUCAACUCAGAAUUUGGGUUCACAGUGAUGAAGCUAAGAAUGCAUUUGAAAAAACAUUUAUAUUAUUAGAGCUCAAAACUCUUAUUCAAGCUUUUCAAGCAAAGCUUUUAAAAAUAAAAGGAAAAAAAAUUGUUUAUGUAGAUUUUUUAUUUACUUAUUUGCUAAAUGGUUCAGAGUUUAGUGAAGAAACUAAGAAAAAAGAUCAAAUUUUUGGUUAG